Molecule: messenger RNA, 1961 nt
Organism: Nicotiana tabacum (common tobacco)
Lineage: Eukaryota; Viridiplantae; Streptophyta; Magnoliopsida; Solanales; Solanaceae
Source: RefSeq, a predicted model, not a curated record
CUCUCCUUCAAUUCCAUCCAAUUUUCACCGACCAAUUAACCCAAUUGAUCGUUCCGUUUCCUCAAUUCGACCAAGUUUCACCUACCCAUUAGUCCUAAAAGUUCAAUCUUUUUCCUCAAUUCCACCAAAAAUUCAAUCGUUUCCUCAAUUCCACCAAUUUCUCACCGACCCAUUAACCCAAAGAUUCAAUCUUUUGCUUCAAUUUCAUCACAAAUUCAAUCUUUUUCCUCAAUUCUACCAAUUAUUUCACCGACCCGUUAAACCCCAAAAAUUCCAUCUUUUUCACCAUAUGGGCACAUUUAGGGUUCCAUCGGAACCAUCAAAAUCCCCAAAUUCAUCAUCAUCACAACCCACAACCACCACAUCGACAUCUCGAAUCGAGACGAUUAAUGGGUCCCACGAAUUCAAGGUAGAUGGUUACUCCUUAUCUAAAGGUAUGGGAAUUGGGAAAUAUGUAACUUCUGAGAUCUUUACCGUGGGUGGUCAUUCUUGGGCUGUUUACUUUUACCCUGAUGGUAAAAGUGCUGAGGAUAAUGGUACUUAUGUCUCGCUUUUUAUAGCGUUGGCUAGUGAUGCAACUGACGUUAGAGCUUUGUUUGAGCUGUCUCUUAUGGAUCAGAGUGGUAAUGAGAGGCAUAAGGUUCAUACCCACUUUGGUCGCGUGCUUGAGACGGGUCCUUACACGCUAAAAUAUCGCGGUAGCAUGUGGGGAUAUAAACGCUUUUUCAGGAGAACAUUAUUAGAAACAUCAGACUAUCUGAAAGAUGAUCGUCUCUUGGUCCAAUGCACUGUUGGUGUUGUCAGAUCAUACAAUGAAACACCAAAGACUUUUUCUCUGCCUGUGCCACCAUCAGACAUUGGAAUUCAUUUUGGGCAGCUCCUAGAGAGUGGAGAGGGAGCAGAUAUAAAGUUUGAAGUUGAAGGUGAAGUCUUUGCUGCACACAAGUUGGUUCUUGCUGCCCGCUCCCCCGUGUUCAGGGCACAACUCUUUGGUCCAUUGAAGGAAGAUAAUGUACAAAGUAUUAAAGUUGAAGAAAUACAGGCUCCAGUAUUCAAGGCGUUGCUCCACUUCAUCUAUUGGGAUUCCCUUCCUGAUUUACAAGAGCUUGUGGGUCUCGAUACAAAAUGGGCAGUCACUUUGAUGGCUCAGCAUCUGCUUGCUGCAGCGGACCAGUAUGGGCUUGAGAGAUUGAGAGCACUUUGUGAGGCUAAGCUUUGCGAAGAUGUUACAAUCAACACUGUUGCCACAACUUUAGCUUUGGCAGAUCAGCAUCAUUGUGUCCAACUGAAAUCUGUGUGUCUUAAGUUCAUUGCGUUGCCUGAGAACUUGAAAGCUGUGAUGCAAUCGGAGGGAUUUGAUCACUUGAAGGAGAGUUGUCCUUCUGUCAUCACAGAAUUGCUGAAGUAUGUCGCUGGGAUGAAUGAACAUGCAAUCAUUUCUUAUGUACACGGUGGACACAUUCUAGAUGGCACUGAUGUGAAUGGAAGAAGAGUGAAGCAAAGGAUUUAUUGAGUGCAAGGUUCCAUAUUUGAUGCUGUGUAGCAAUUUAUAAUGACAUUGUCAUAAAAAGAAUUUGACAGUUCCAAUUGGUACAGUUAUUGAUUCUAUUACUAGUUCUAUUAUCAAAGUGCAUAUAGUCCAGGAAUGCUUUCGUUGGUCACUCGUAUUGUUCUGUUUCUGAGCAAAUGGACCUUUAACCUAGGGUGGAUGAGGAGGUGCCUGCAAUAUGUGUAGUAGGUGCUUAAAUGUUCUCAUUUUAGGACGAAGUCAACAGUUGUGUGAGUCUAAGCAGCGGUUGAUGCUGGUAUAGUGUGAUUUCUUUCUUUCCCUUUUUAUACUGAAGCUUGUAAUAUUGUCAAGUUGAGCAAAUUUCGCUCACUGGUCUGAUUUUCAUGUAUGAUUGAUGAUGGAUAUUCUGGUUUCUACUGUUAUUCAAAUAUUAAGUGUUUUAUUCCUUUUC